AUGCCACAAUGGAGUGAGAAGCAUCAGUUGCGAGAUGUCUUCCCCGAAAACGUCCCUAAAACUCGAAUCCUCGUCUACGUAUACGAGCCAGUCAUUACAUACAAGAACAACAAGAUUUCCAUCACCGGCCUGGCCAAGGGUUUGCUAGAGUCCUACAAGGCCUUUUUCGAAGCGACGCAGAUUCUACUCUCGUCAUUCCUAGCAAUCACUGCACCGGUUCGGACAUUUCAAAGACAACUCGUUGGCCGAUGA
Clonostachys byssicola is the source of this 252-nucleotide messenger RNA. The record is from the annotation of a GenBank genome assembly. Lineage: Eukaryota; Fungi; Ascomycota; Sordariomycetes; Hypocreales; Bionectriaceae.